AUGUUUUCUAAGGUCCUCAACUAUCCUACGGCUAGUGCCACAGCGAACGCACACUCAAGUUUCGUGGCUAGUUCCUCGGCGGCCAUUUCUUCGAGUACGAGCACACGCUCCUCUUCCUUCAACUAUGACAACCUUCGCCUGGAUGAUAUACUGUGCGCCGUGUGCCAGUCGGUUCUCCACGAGCCGGUGUUUCUACCGUGCCAACAUCUGUUCUGCCGUAACUGUAUCCGCCGAACGAUCGAAACCAACAACCUGUACUGCCCGUGCUGCCGGAAACGGUUCGGUACAUGGUAUCGGAACGCUUCCCGUGCCAACGAAGUCGUUCACGAGCAGCUUUGGCAAGCGAUCCAAAGCCAGUUUCGUGAACACUUGGACGAAGAUCCUCCAUCCGGCUCGUUGAAAGGUUCCAGCGGUCAGCCAAUCAAGCCGCUAUAUGCAGAACCAUCCACCAUUCAUCUGGCCAACCCGGGAGACAUCCAGAAGGAGUACAAAGCAGAACUGAAACGUGUUCAAAAAGAAAUCUUGGAAGAAAAAACAAAGGAACUAACCGCUUCUGAACAGUACAUCAUCAAUUUGUACAAACAGGAAGGCAUCAUUGACCUUGCUGACAACAGCAGCCAUGUUUCGAUAUCCUCGGCAACCACACCCGAUCUGGGCGAUGGUGGUGUAGGUGAAAAAGCGUCCAUCGAAGAACCAGUGCCAACCAGUUCCAGCUCAGUGGCUGGUCCAUCGACGGUACGCUUACCACCUUUGCCGAACCCUAUAGAGGCGGUUAACAACGGAACAAAGGCAUCCAGUACAUUCAAGCACAUUUCCCCGUCGACUACAAGUGUCAUCUCCAUUUCCUCCACGUCGUCAGCUGCAUCCGGCGUAACCGCCUCAUCCUGCGCUACAUCGUCCGCCUCGGGACGCUACAGUUUGAUCAAAUCGGUUGCUCAGAAGGUCGGUCGAUCGGCCGAAAUCGUUAAACAAAAGGUGCACGACACAUUCCUGCACGGCUUAACGGCGGGAAAAUUGCAACAACAUCAGCGAACACUGAAUGCGAUCGAUCUGAACAAAAGCGACCUGUGCGUGAAACCAACAGCAGUGCACAAAAUGGAACGUCGCGGUGUGGAAGGCGAACCGGCCGAAUGUGAUGAUUCGGAUAGCUUGAAAUCGGAACAAAACCACUUCAUCCCGAUCGUACAAACGAUGCCGAAAAGCAGCUUCUCGUGCAAUACAUUUCGGCGCGUGCCAACCGUCCGACCCGUUCCAUCACCGCUUAAACACGAAUCGUCCCCAAAAAGUAGCUCCUUCCAGCCGCUCAAACACAAACGCUCACUGUCGGCAUUUAAGGUUGUGAAACUAGAAAUUCUAACUCCACCGCCAAUCCCUUGGGAAGCAAGUGGGCAACAGUCGACGGCGAGCAAAAAGAAGAUACCCACCAACACACCACGCCACCGUGGUCGUUCACGUCGAAUAAAGUUUACACCCACCAAAGCGCAGAAAUCGCCAGCCCAGAAGGAUGUAGCUGUUAGCGCUGUUAGCGCUUCGAACGGUCGCACCAGGCGAACAGCAGUGGCAAAACAGAACACCCUAAAGGACAUCAUCGUGAGCGAUCAGCAACGGCGGGAACAACAGAUCGAAAUGGAACGCCGUGAUUUUGAGUUUGCACAAAAGCUACAGCAAAAGCUUAACCGAUCGUUCGGUGUAAUGCAAGAGAUACAGCGACAGCUGCCACCGGUUCACCGCAAUAGCGCUGGCUACUCUCUUCGCCGUAAAGUACCGGUCGAAGAUUGCGACACCAGCAGUAAAAACGAUUCAAACAGCACAAAGAACACACCCGCUCAAACGACGCGCAAACGAAAGGCCACUAGUAGCAGCGUGGAAAAUGACGUUCCUUCGAGUUCCUCGCCAGCAAAGCGAGCUUCGGUCCAGAUGAAAACGAGACGCCAAACGCGACAAACACGCACAAUGAAGAAUGGGAAUGAUUCUAGUCUAGAGCAACCAGAAGAGCAUCAUUCGGAGGACCAGAAGAAGAAACAUUCGAGCACGGUUGUGCCACUGCGUAAGUCGACUAGAAAUAAGACUCGCUGA
Anopheles maculipalpis is the source of this 2076-nucleotide messenger RNA. RefSeq lists its product as uncharacterized. The record is from RefSeq and is a predicted model, not a curated record. Gene Ontology annotation, molecular function: ubiquitin-protein transferase activity; nucleosome binding; metal ion binding. NCBI's taxonomy places the organism in Eukaryota, Metazoa, Arthropoda, Insecta, Diptera, Culicidae. Gene Ontology annotation, cellular component: nucleus; site of double-strand break. Bases 1 to 2076 code for a protein of 691 amino acids. Gene Ontology annotation, biological process: double-strand break repair. The transcript is spliced from 4 exons.